AUGGAUGUUCCUGAGCCCGACCAGUCGCCUUUCACGGCCAUGACCGCGCACACCUCUAAAUUGACCCGGCAAUACCAAGCCUAUCUCGAUGCCUCGACCCCAUACACAACCUACCGCUGGGUAGGCUCCGGUGUUCUCCUGUUCUUGUUCUUCCUGCGCAUUGUCUUCGCGCAGGGCUGGUACAUCGUCGCUUACACACUCGGAAUUUACCUUCUGAACCUCUUCCUCGCCUUCCUGACUCCCAAGUUCGAUCCCUCCCUCACCCAGGACGAGGGCCUCGAGGACGGUGACGCGGGCUCCCCCAGCCUCCCCACCAAGAAGGACGAGGAGUUCCGACCUUUCAUUCGCCGCCUACCGGAGUUCAAGUUCUGGCACUCGGCUACCCAGGCUAUCACCAUUGGCUUUGUCUGCUGCUGGUUCUCCGUCUUCGAUAUUCCCGUCUUCUGGCCCGUGCUGGUUGUUUACUGGAUUAUCCUCUUUGUGCUGACGAUGCGACGACAAAUCCAGCACAUGAUCAAGUACCGCUACGUGCCUUUCUCUUUUGGAAAGACACGCAUGAGUAUGAACACGAACAUGAACAUGGCAUCAACCUUCUCGUCCUCCACAACAAUCACAGUCCUCUUCACCGGUUGGACAACCUCAACCCCAACCCAAUACAUCCUCGCCCUACUCCUCUUCUUCCUCCUCGCAAUCUUCAACCGUUUCCUCGGGACACUAAAGUUCCAACUCGAGCAAUCAUGGUCCCAACCCAGUCUCGUCCCGCCAACUCUGAAGCUUACGGCCAUGCAUUCACGACGCAACACCCACAAAGCAAAGCUCAGCCCACUAACCACCUACAUGCGCGUCAACGGAGGCGAGAAUGAAGAUAUCGAUAUCGAGGAGACACUACCGGUUGCUUACAACGAUGAUCAGUCGGGACAUUCGACUACCCAUCUCCUUGACAGAGGUGCUUUGCAGAGGAUGUGGUCUUGUAACUGGGGUCUUCCUUCCUGGAGGGCCAGUGGAAGAUGGUCUCUUCGGAUGGACGGAGUACGGGGAUUGCUUGAGCUUACUCGGGCUUUGAUUGGGUAUCUUCUGAUGCUGGGUGUCAUGAGCUUCAACCCUGGCGUGUUCGUUACUGUCUUGCUGGGGGCUUUGUGUGGGGAGAUGCUGCUUGGGAGAUUCUCUCGUGGUAUGACUGGGUGGCAGGAGGGCUCUUGCCAUGGAUCUUGA
Messenger RNA from Penicillium nucicola, 1212 nucleotides. Its product is annotated as Retrieval of early ER protein Rer1. Gene Ontology annotation, cellular component: Golgi membrane. Gene Ontology annotation, biological process: protein retention in ER lumen; copper ion transmembrane transport; retrograde vesicle-mediated transport, Golgi to endoplasmic reticulum. The record is from RefSeq and is a predicted model, not a curated record. NCBI's taxonomy places the organism in Eukaryota, Fungi, Ascomycota, Eurotiomycetes, Eurotiales, Aspergillaceae. Gene Ontology annotation, molecular function: copper ion transmembrane transporter activity. Bases 1 to 1212 code for a protein of 403 amino acids. The transcript has 6 exons.